UGGGGGCUGUGUAUAAGGAGACACCUUGUCCUAGGAAUAUGCCAGCAUCACAGCACAGGUGCUCGUGAGAAUUGUAGUAGAAUGGCACCUAACAACAGUUUUAUAGAAAACAGAGGUUAUGUUCCACACUACGCAAAAGAUGAAGACCCCUUCUCAUCCAAACUCUCCUGGGAAGCUGAUGUUGUAGCCGGCAUUUACCUUACAGUGAUUGGUGUGCUUUCAACCCUGGGAAAUGGUUACGUCUUAUAUAUGGCUUUCAAAAAGAAGAAAAAGUUACGGCCAGCGGAGAUAAUGACAAUAAAUCUGGCGGUAUGCGACCUGGGAAUUUCAGUCUCCGGGAAGCCCUUCUGCAUUGUGUCCUUCUUCAGUCACCGCUGGGUUUUUGGUUGGACGCUUUGCCGGUGCUAUGGGUGGAUUGGAUUUUUUUUUGGCACGGGCAGUCUUAUUACAUUGACUGUCGUAAGUUUGGACAGGUACCUGAAAAUCUGCCAUAUGAGAUACGGCACCUGGUUGAAAAGACAUCAUGCUUUUAUUAGUUUAAUGUUCAUCUGGUCCUACGCUUCCUUAUGGGCCACCUUACCGCUGGUGGGAGUUGGGAACUACGCUCCAGAACCCUUUGGGACAUCUUGCACGUUGGAUUGGUGGCUGGCCCAGUCUUCCCUGAGUGGAAAAGUUUUUGUGAUCACAAUACUGUUUGCCUGCCUUAUUUUACCCGCAUCAAUAAUAGUAUUUUCGUAUGCAAAGAUUAUUGCCAAAGUAAAAUCUUCCGCCAAAGAAAUUGCUCACUUUGAUACCAGAAAUCAAAAAAACCAUAAGCUGGAGAUAAAACUGACCAAGGUGGCGAUGUUGAUCUGCGCGGGCUUCCUGUUUGCGUGGAUUCCGUACGCAGUGGUGUCCGUAUGGUCAGCGUUUGGACGGCCGGAUUCAGUUCCAAUUAAAGUUUCGGUGAUACCGACUUUGCUUGCGAAAUCAGCAGCUAUGUACAAUCCAAUUAUUUACCAAGUCAUAGACUACAAAAGCACAUGCUGCAGACCUAAAAAAUCCCUGCAGAAAGCACAUUCCAGGGUCUACACAAUCCCUCCAGGUGAAUGAACCUUCGGCGGCGAUGAAGAGAGAGACACAUUGUUCAAUGAUUGAUUAUUUGCUCAAGGAGCGUCAAUAAGAGGAAUCCUGUGUACUUUAAACAAAUGUUUAUUUUACUAUGUUUUUUUUACAUUUGAAACACUUUUUCUGAAGAAGAAGAAAAACAGAAUCCCCGAAACAGAUUCUGGAAACGUAGCUUCACUGUGAUUUGUCAUUGGAUUAUGCGAUACAAAGAAAAAGUAUUAAUGUUGUGUUUUAUCAACAUAAAAAUCUUGCACUAAUUUAUCUGUUUUUAUGGUGAGAAAGAAAGAAUGUCCAUAUGUUAUUUAACCCAUAGCACUAAACAUUAGCGACUAAAGCUUUGGUAUGAUAUAAA
Molecule: messenger RNA, 1459 nt
Organism: Spea bombifrons (plains spadefoot toad)
Lineage: Eukaryota; Metazoa; Chordata; Amphibia; Anura; Pelobatidae
Gene: OPN5
Product: opsin 5
Exons: 7
Coding region: 82-1092 (336 amino acids)
Biological process (GO): G protein-coupled receptor signaling pathway; visual perception
Cellular component (GO): membrane
Molecular function (GO): G protein-coupled receptor activity
Source: RefSeq, a predicted model, not a curated record